This is a messenger RNA of Triplophysa rosa, 1723 nucleotides long. RefSeq names its product exostosin-1a-like. Gene Ontology annotation, molecular function: glycosyltransferase activity. Gene Ontology annotation, cellular component: membrane. The coding region runs from base 1 to 1356 and encodes 451 amino acids. The record is from RefSeq and is a predicted model, not a curated record. The transcript has 11 exons. NCBI's taxonomy places the organism in Eukaryota, Metazoa, Chordata, Actinopteri, Cypriniformes, Nemacheilidae.
AUGAUGGAGUGUGUGGUGAGUAUUGUCAGAUCGUUUCAAUCUAAUGAUUUUGGCAUUUUGUGUUUGUUUGUCCACAGGUUUGAUUAUCAGGAGCUGCUGCACAACUCCAGUUUUUGUCUUGUUCCUCGGGGCAGGCGGCUCGGCUCCUUCCGCUUUCUAGAGGCCCUGCAGGCGGCCUGUAUUCCUGUGCUGUUGAGUAACGGAUGGGAGCUGCCGUUCUCAGAGGUCAUUGACUGGAGUAAAGCGGCCAUCAUCGGGGAUGAGAGAUUACUGCUGCAGGUUCCAUCUAUCACCAGGUCUGUAGGUCCUGACAGAAUCUUGGCCCUGCGGCAGCAGACCCAGUUCUUAUGGGACGCCUACUUCUCCUCUGUCACAAAGAUAGUCUUGACCACACUAGAGAUUAUUCACGACAGAAUCCGAAUGCACAUGUCCAGAAGCAGACCGAUGUGGAACUCUGUUCCUGGAGGGCUCUACGCACUUCCAGAGUUCUCCAGCGACCCCACCCUCUUCCCGUUUUACUACUCGCCACUCGGUAAGGGUCCAUCUCAGGAUUUCACAGCCGUCAUUCAAGCGGUCACACCCCUACAGUCCCAACAGCAGCCCAUUUUCAAACUCAUCCAUGCCGUCGCCAAGUCCAAGUUCUGCACACAGAUUUUAGUGCUGUGGAACUGUGAGAAGCCUCCGCCGCCCAGAAACAAGUGGCCCUCCAUCUCAACACCCUUCACUAUCAUUGAGGGCAAGAAAAGGACGAUGAGUGGCCGUUUUUUUCCUCAUCAUGCCAUCAAAACUGAUGCAGUUCUCAGUCUGGACGAGGACUCGGUUCUGUCCACCAAUGAGGUGGAUUUCGCCUUCAUCGUUUGGCAGAAUUUUCCGGAUCGGAUCGUUGGCUACCCAGCACGCAGCCAUUACUGGGACAGCGGGAAGGGGAGGUGGGGUUAUACCUCUAAAUGGACCAAUGAGUACUCAAUGGUGCUGACAGGAGCUGCGUUCUACCACAGGUAUUAUCAUCAUCUCUACACAUACUACCUGCCAAUGUCCCUGCUCUCGAUGGUGGACCAGUUGGCCAACUGUGAGGACAUCCUCAUGAAUUUCCUCGUCUCCGCGGUAACCAAGCUCCCGCCAAUCAAAGUCACACAGAAGAAACAAUACAAGGAGACCAUGAUGCAGCAGGGCUCUAAGGCGUCUCGAUGGGCUGACCCAGACCACUUUGCACAGCGUCAGUCCUGCAUGAACUCUUUCACAAGUUGGUUUGGCUUCAUGCCUCUCAUCCACUCUCAGUUGCGUUUGGAUCCCGUGCUCUUCAAAGACCAGGUCUCCAUCCUACGCAAAAAAUACAGAGACAUCGAGAGGCUGUGAGGAGCUUCAUGCAUUUUCCGUCCUGACAUAGUUGAUUUGCCUGGACUUGUUAACAGAUACAAUAUAUUCUGUCUUCGAAAUAUGCAACACUUGAUGGUUUUAUCUUCAGAUAAAAGUUUGGAAGUCGCACCGCUUUGGAUUGCGUCUUUGCAGCGACCGGAUUGGCUCUGUUGGUGUUGUCGUGUGACUUAUGUUGGUGAUGUCAUCUGUGAGAGGGGAUGAAGCGGAAGUUAAAGAGACGUGUGAAUGGAUAAAAAACAAGGGUCGCCUAUGCCUGCAAUAUGUAUUUAAUUUAUUUUUUAUUUUGUAAAGAAAUUAUGUUUUUUUAAAGAAGUAAAAAAAUAAAACCUAUGAAUGCAAAGUGGGU